UUUAUUCACAUAUUCAUAACCAUAUAUUGUAUUGUAUUGUUUCAUUUUAAUUUGCUAUAUUUGUUCCUGAUCAUAGGAAAUACCUACUUCCAGAUUGUUACAAACAACAAAUAUAUAUGACGACAUUGACAAAUGACAAAAUAUAUUUAACUAGAAUGUAGAAAACAUUAUAAAUGGUAGAAAAUAAACUUUAAUUGGUGAUACCAAGGGGUGAUACAAUGAGUCUACCACUGUUUCCUAAAUGUUUGCCAAAAUUAACAGACAGGUCAUGGUUUGAUGUAGACCAUCCUUGUGAUCAUGAAGAUGAAGUUGCACAAUUGGAAAAAGAACACCAAGACUGGAUUGAGAGCAUUUUGAAGACAAAUUCAGAUCUACCACCUAUAGGAAAGAAUUCAGCUGAGAAUGUUGGCGAUGAUGAAGACGAAGAGGAGGAAGAUAAUGAUGAUGACGACGAUGAUGACAGCGAAACACAUGAUGAUGAGGAAGAAGACGAGAUAGAAAUGGAAGCAGGGAAUUAAGGAAAAAAAGAUGAAAAACAAAAAGAUAAUCUUGAAAGAAAAUAUAAACCAAAAAAUAACAAC
Sitophilus oryzae (rice weevil) is the source of this 581-nucleotide messenger RNA. Its product is annotated as anaphase-promoting complex subunit 15. Gene Ontology annotation, biological process: regulation of mitotic cell cycle spindle assembly checkpoint. The transcript is spliced from 3 exons. The coding region runs from base 219 to 518 and encodes 99 amino acids. Lineage: Eukaryota; Metazoa; Arthropoda; Insecta; Coleoptera; Curculionidae. Gene Ontology annotation, cellular component: anaphase-promoting complex. The record is from RefSeq and is a predicted model, not a curated record.